This is a messenger RNA of Meriones unguiculatus (Mongolian gerbil), 6020 nucleotides long. RefSeq names its product adhesion G protein-coupled receptor F5 (gene Adgrf5). Lineage: Eukaryota; Metazoa; Chordata; Mammalia; Rodentia; Muridae. Gene Ontology annotation, molecular function: G protein-coupled receptor activity. The record is from RefSeq and is a predicted model, not a curated record. The coding region runs from base 272 to 4441 and encodes 1389 amino acids. Gene Ontology annotation, cellular component: membrane. Gene Ontology annotation, biological process: cell surface receptor signaling pathway; G protein-coupled receptor signaling pathway. The transcript has 22 exons.
UUUUCAAACAGAAACGAGGCUCUAGGGGAUGGCUCCGUGAGGCUUGGAGGAACGCUGCUCGGGGAGGCAAAACUUGAGCAAAGGACUGGCCAGUCCAGUUCACAGUGAUGCCUGCCCUCUGUCCUCUGACUGUCUGUGAGGUCCCCAAGAAGGCUGCGGGGCCAAUGGCCCCGUAGUGAAAAGCAGAAGUUUCUAGACAUCUGUUGAGAGCAGGCGCUUGCUCAGAGACAACAGCGGUGGUAGACAGGCACAACAGCUCAAGCCUGACGGAAUGAACUCGCCAAGGACAGUCACGUUCUACUUUGUACUCACAGUCAUCUGUUCUUCAGAAGCUACCCUGAGCAUGACUGUAGAGCCCAUUGUUCAUCCUUCGAUUCACCAUGAACAUGACCUAGCAGGACAAGAGCCGCUGAGGCAAAAACGAGCAGUUGUACUAGGUGGUCCUGUGGUGGAAGAAUACACUGUGGAUAUCGAGAUCAGUUUUGAAAAUGUCUCCUUCGUGGAGUCUGUCAAAGCUCACUUGAACAGCCUCAGUUUUCCAGUCCAAGGAAACGGCACUGACAUUUUGAGCAUAGCCAUGACAACAGUCUGCACACCUGCUGGAAAUGACCUCUUGUGCUCCUGCGAGAAAGGCUAUGCGUGGCCUCAGGAACGGUGUCUCCAUGCUCUCAGCUGUCAAGAGCAUGACAGUGCCCUGUCAGGCCGCUACUGCAGUUGUCUGAAAGGACUUCCUCCCCAUGGGCCUUUCUGCCAGCUCCCAGAAGCAUACAUUACCUUAAAAAUCAAAGUCAGACUGAACAUAGGAUUUCAAGAAGACCUAAACAACAGAUCCUCUGCCCUCUAUAGGUCCUACAAGACUGACCUGGAAAGAGCGUUCCGAGAGGGUUACAAAACUUUACCAGGAUUCAGAUCGGUGACUGUGACACAGUUCACCAAUGGCAGCGUGGUUGUGGACGUUGAGGUCCAGGUUACAUUGUCACCACUGCCUGGAUCUAUUCACAAAGCCAAUGAGCAAGUCACACAGAACCUCAACCAGACUUACAGAAUGGACUACAGCUCCUUCCAAGGAACGCCAAACAACGAAACAAAGUUCACCAUCAUACCAGAUGUCAUCUUUGAAGGGGACAAUGUGACCCUGGAGUGUGAAAAUGAAAUUGUGUCCUCCAAUACGUCUUGGUACUAUGGAGAAAAACACUCCGAGAUCCCGAACAGCGACAGAUUCUCCAUUCACACCACAGUCCUCAACAAUAUGAGCCUCGUCUCCCGCCUCACCAUUUAUAACUUCACACGGCGCGACGCAGGCAUAUAUGGUUGCAACCUGACAUUGGAUAUUUUUGAAUUUGGGACAUCCAGAAGAGUAGAUGUCACCCCCAUCCGGAUUUUGGCCCAGGAAGAAAGAAAGGUGGUGUGUGAUAACAAUCUUAUAUCACUGAACUGCUGCAGUGAGAAUAUUGCCAACUGGAGCAAAAUUGAAUGGAAGCAGGAAGGGAAAAUAAGCAUUCUAGGGAACCCGGAAACAGACCUAGAAUCUAGCUGCAGCACUUACACCCUCAGGGCAGAUGGAACCCAGUGUCCCAGUGGGUCUUCUGGCACGACGGUGACCUACACGUGUGAGUUCGUCAGUCCCUACGGGGCCAGAGGCAGUAAGAACAUAGCUGUGACGUUCAUCUCUGUGGGAGAUAAUCCCAGCUACAGAGGGGAAGUGCACGAGGUCCUAAGACAUGUGAUGGAAAUGAGUACAGUUCAGAGCACCACCGGGAACAGCCUAGAAACGAGUAAAACCCAGGAGCAGCAAGCCAACUUAACAAUAACCCCGGACCCAAUUUCUGUUUCUGAGGGACAAAGCUUUUCUAUAACAUGCCUCAGUGAUGUGAGUAACUAUGAUGAGGUGUACUGGAACACAUCAGCUGGUAUUAAAAUCCAUCCAAGGUUUUAUACCAUGAGGAAGUAUCAGGAUGGAGCAGAGUCGGUACUCACAGUGAGGACCUCCACCCGAGAGUGGAAUGGAACCUACCACUGCAUAUUUAGAUAUAAGAAUUCAUACAGUGUCGCCACCAAAGACGUCACCGUUCACCCGCUGCCUCUGGAGUCAGAUAUCAUGAUGGAUCCUUUGGAAGCCAGUGGUCUGUGCACCAAUUCCCACCAAUUCAAGUGCUGCGUAGAAGACGGUGUAGGGGAGAAAUACUCCGUGACUUUCCACGUAGAUUCUUCAUCCUUUCCUGCCGAAAGAGAAGUCAUUGGCAAGCAAGCAUGCUACAAAUACAGUCUCCCAGCAAAGUUACCUCACUGGUGUCCCAAAAACAUCGAUGUGUUUUGUCACUUCACCAAUGCAGCCAACAGCUCAGUCCGGAGCCCAUCUAUGAAACUUGCCCUUGUUUCAGGGGAGAAUAUCACAUGCCGAGAUCCUGUCAUAGGUAUUGGGGAACCUGGGAAAGUCAUCCAGAAGCUGUGCCAGUUCUCAAGUGUUUCCAGAAGCCCUGGCCAGAUCCUCGGUGGGACCGUUACCUAUAAAUGUGUAGGCUCCCAGUGGAAGGAAGAGAAAAGAAGCUGCAUCUCAGCCCCAAUCAAUGGUUUGCUCCAGUUGGCCAAGGCUUUGAUCAAGAGCCCCUCCCAGGAUCAGAAGCUCCCUGCAUACCUGAGGGACCUUUCUGUUAGUGCUGGCAAGGAAGAACAGGACAUCCGCUCCUCCCCAGGAAGCCUGGGAGCCAUCAUUAGCAUCCUGGAUUUGCUCUCGACAGUUCCAACCCAAGUGAAUUCAGAAAUGAUGAGGGAUGUGCUUGCCACCAUCAAUGUCAUCUUAGACAAGUCCACCCUGAACUCCUGGGAGAAGUUACUCCAGCAGCAGAGCAACCAGAGCUCUCAGCUCCUGAACUCAAUGGAAAGGUUCACCCAAGCACUCCAGAUGGGGGAUGCCACCCCUCCGUGGCUCUUCCACCCUAAUGUUCAGAUGAAGAGCAUGGUGAUCAAACGCGGCCACCCCCAGGUCUACCAGCAGAAGUUUGUCUUCGAAGACUCCGACCUGUGGGGUGAUGUCUCCAUCGAUGAGUGUCAGCUGGGAAACCUGCAGCCUGAGUCAUCGGUCGUCACCGUAGCUUUCCCGACCCUCAAAGCCAUCCUUGGCCAGGAUGUACAGAGGAAGACGGCCUCCAGCAGCUUGGUAAUGACCACCACUGUCAGCCGUGACAUCAUCAAGCCGUUUAGGAUUGCCAUGACUUUUAAGAACAACCAUCAUUCGGGUGGCAAGCCGCAGUGUGUCUUCUGGAACUUCAGCCUCGCCAACUACACAGGGGGCUGGGACAGCAGCGGGUGCUCCGUGGAAGAUGACGGUAGGGACAACAGGGACAGAGUCUUCUGCAAAUGUAACCACCUGACGUCAUUCUCCAUCCUCAUGUCCCCAGACUCCCCAGAUCCAGGAUCUCUUUUAAAAAUCCUUCUGGAUAUCAUUUCUUACAUUGGGUUGGGUUUUUCCAUCUUCAGCUUAGCGGCCUGUCUAGUUGUGGAAGCCAUGGUGUGGAAAUCAGUGACCAAGAACCGAACUUCCUAUAUGCGCCACAUCUGCAUUGUCAACAUUGCCUUUUGCCUUCUGAUUGCUGACAUCUGGUUCAUUGUGGCUGGUGCUAUCCACAAUGGCCGCUACCCGCUCAAUGAAACAGCCUGUGUGGCCGCCACCUUCUUCAUCCACUUCUUCUACCUAUGUGUCUUCUUCUGGAUGUUAACCCUGGGCCUCAUGCUCUUCUACCGUCUGAUCUUCAUUCUGCACGAUGCAAGCAAGUCCACCCAGAAAGCCUUCGCCUUUUCUCUAGGCUAUGGCUGUCCGCUCAUUAUCUCAUCCAUCACAGUGGGAGUUACGCAGCCGCAGGAAGUCUACAUGAGGAAGAACGCGUGUUGGCUUAACUGGGAGGACACCAGGGCACUGCUGGCAUUUGCCAUCCCUGCGCUGAUUAUCGUGGUGGUGAAUGUGAGCAUCACAGCUGUGGUCAUCACUAAGAUCCUGAGGCCGUCCAUCGGAGACAAGCCAGGCAAGCAAGAGAAGAGCAGCCUGUUCCAGAUCAGCAAGAGCAUCGGGGUCCUCACACCACUCCUGGGGCUCACCUGGGGUUUUGGCCUUGCCACAGUGAUCCAGGGGAGUAAUGCUGUGUUCCACAUCAUAUUUACCCUCCUCAAUGCCUUCCAGGGGCUCUUCAUCUUGCUCUUUGGCUGCCUCUGGGAUCAGAAGGUGCAGGAAGCUUUGCUGCACAAGUUUUCAUUGUCAAGGUGGUCUUCCCAGCACUCCAAGUCAACAUCCCUAGGCUCAUCUACGCCUGUGUUUUCUAUGAGUUCUCCAAUAUCCAGAAGAUUUAAUAAUCUCUUUGGUAAAACAGGAACAUACAACGUUUCCACCCCAGAGGUGACCAGCUCAUCCCUGGAAAAUUCAUCUAGUGCUUACUCGCUGCUCAACUAGGCAAAGACAAAUCCAAAGACCUCUCAGAAACAGAGCACAUGCCAAGAAAAAGGGACCCAUCCACAUCUAUGGGUAAAGGCAUCUCUCUGCCAACUUCUGGGAGCAGAUGCUGAAGAGACUCUUUCGUAAAGACAGACUGAAAGCAAUUGCUGUGUUUAUUUUUGCUCCUACCCCUAUACAUUGUGUAAUGCCAAAUAUGUAUAGUAUUUAAAAGAAACUUCCCCCCAUGGCCCAACUUUUCUCUAUAUAUUGUAAAAUAGAAUUUUGAAGAGAGUUUUACACACACACACACACACACACACACACACACACACACACACAUACACACCAUUGGCUACCAAUAUAAGCAUUGAAACAUUAAGUAAAAAGUUAGUACCCAGGAAUUCGGUGAUUUCAAGGAAGGAAGGAAGGAAGGAAGGAAGGAAGGAAGGAAGGAAGGAAGGAAGGAAGGAAGGAAGGAAGGAAGGAAGGAAGGAAGGAAGGAAAGAGAGAAGGAAGGAGGAAGAAUUAUGUAGAAAACAUUUGGGAGCACAUCCGUGAUUUAUUAUGAUUGCUCAGAUACUGCUGCACUGACAGUGAAAAUAUAUGGCUCAAAAAUGGACACUGAAAUGAAGCCAUGGGGGAUGAGCUUAGCACAUUCCUGAUCUUUCCCUAGCUAAAAGGGCAGAAUAAAGGACAGAGGAGAAACUAGGAAGGAGAUCAGGCUGUGAGGAUAUUUCUGGCUGGAUGGUAAUGUUUGCAAGCAGUUCAGGCAAAGAGACUCACUUCUCCUGACAGCAGGGACGCAUAUGAACCUUUGGAUGUCAAGGUCUGAGCAAUGCAGUAUGAGCACACAGAGCAAGCAUGACAUCAACUUUGUCAGAUCCAUGCAAGGGUCAUUUCUUUCUCUUUCUUUUUUUAAGUAUAAAAGCAGGUUUAUUGCGGGUAACUCUCAGGUGGGGAAAUCUCCAUGCAGACAGAGAAAAGGAAGGCAGAGAAAGAAAGAGAGAGUGUGUGCAUGGGAGAGAGAGAAAGAAAGAUAGAGCAAGUUUCAUGUCUUAUGGUUUGUCAGAAAAGUAUUGUGUGUUAGUUUGUUCAGAGUUUUGAAAGCAACACGUGUGUAUGUAUAUAUUAUACCUGGUAAUUGACAAACUCGAUAUAAUGUACUGAACUCAGACUCCAGCAUCUGUAUUACAUGUAACAGCUUUAACCAGGUACUUCUGUGCAGUAGAGGGUAGAUUCAAUAAUCAUGUAGAGUGUACAUUUUUAUUUCUGCCUUUGUGACUUCAUGGCGAUGUGCUGUCUGGAUUGCUGUGUUCCAUUCCUUCCCAGUGUCCUAAGUUCCCACACCAAUAUACAUACGCUCAGAGUUUCUGUGGCCUGAUCUGUGUUUAUUACAGCCACUGGGAUGGCUCCCGAAGGAAAAUAAAAUAAAAUAAAAUAGGCACCAGGCUCUUCUGUGCGAGCCACACUUUACUUUGAUAAGCAAAUGGCAGAUUUACCUCCAAGAUUAGAUGUUUGUGAAUUUAUGCCUCUGUGGUUUUUGUAUGUGUGUCUCUCAAAAAUACAGAUAUUUAUUAAAACUGCAUCCAUGAUAGAA